GGCAGCUUCUACUGACACCAUCUCCGUCCAUUCAGGGGCCCGCUGGUGUCUGCCUCUGCUACCCGCAACCGCCACCGCUCUUCGCCAGGGCUUGUCGAUAUCAAGUCCGGGAUCCCCCAUGGAUUUGCCUACGGAAAUACUCGUCCUGAUAUUCCAAAAAUGCCCGUUGCCGGGCCUCUAUAUCGCCUCCAGGGCUUGCCGGAAGUGGAGGAGCUGCAGUCGCUCGAGGCUUCUCCGGCUCACAGCCCACAUCACCCGCAAGGGCAUUCUCCCGGACGACCGCACAGGUCGUCAUGUUCUACCGCUCAAAGCUCUCUCGGCCUUCAGUGGACAGCUGAGCCGGCUAAUCGCACCCUGGGGUGAUAUGGACCAGCAUGCCCUCGAUGGCCUCUGGCGCUGGUGUGGAGCCAGUCUCCAGGACCUGGAUCUUUCGACGAGCCACCGCAUCAGCAAUCUGCCGGCCAUGCCACUCCUCCGGUCGCUGAACAUCUCUCGCUGCUUUGGCUUUUCACCCGAAUGGAUUGGAAGGAUACCCGAGCUGUUUCCGAACCUCCAGCGCCUCGACCUUUCUGGCACACACACCUCGGACAAAUCCCUUGCGAUGAUGGCCGGCGCUCCGGCGGUCUAUGCAUUCCUGUCGCUCUCGCACUGCCUCAACAUCACCGAUCAAGGACUCCGGGUUUUGAUCAAGUCGGCCACCUUCUCUGUCGCCCACCUCGACAUCAGCUUUUCAUCGGUAUCCUUUGAGGCUUUCUGCGAGGGCGAGGGCGAGCAACUCGAUCCUCGCCUCUGCCGAAUCGUAGCCCGGGGCAGCGACUGGACGGGGCGGCAAUGCACUGCCCUGGGAUCCAAGGGCAUCCGGGUCGACGCAGAUUGGAAACUGUGGGAUGAUUCGGAGGAGGGAGUCCGGAUAUGGCUGCAGGCCAUCUGCUCGUAGACCGGGCGGGCAGGCUGGUCAGUGCGCCCGCUGGGAGCCGGCAAGGGCGGGCAUCCUCGAUCUGGCUCGCCCCGGGCCUCGAUCGUCCUGGGGAUACUGAUUGUCCGGGGACAUCGAUCGUCCUUGGAUAUCGAUCGCCGAUCGUACUGUGGAUGUUGUAGUCGACACAGCCGCUUGGGGAUCCC
Polychytrium aggregatum is the source of this 1122-nucleotide messenger RNA. RefSeq lists its product as uncharacterized. Gene Ontology annotation, molecular function: protein binding. The record is from RefSeq and is a predicted model, not a curated record. NCBI's taxonomy places the organism in Eukaryota, Fungi, Chytridiomycota, Chytridiomycetes, Polychytriales. The transcript has a single exon. The coding region runs from base 119 to 937 and encodes 272 amino acids.